Messenger RNA from Oncorhynchus kisutch (coho salmon), 5498 nucleotides. RefSeq names its product rhophilin-1-like. The coding region runs from base 191 to 2257 and encodes 688 amino acids. Gene Ontology annotation, molecular function: protein binding. Lineage: Eukaryota; Metazoa; Chordata; Actinopteri; Salmoniformes; Salmonidae. Gene Ontology annotation, biological process: negative regulation of stress fiber assembly; signal transduction. The transcript has 16 exons. The record is from RefSeq and is a predicted model, not a curated record.
GCCGCAAGUUUUUUCUCUUCAAGGGUUUGGUGUGGUAGAGGUGAACGAUUACGUCUUGCGGAACAGAUAGUAGUUGUUUUGCUCUGGUUAUUUUUCUCACUACCCAUCCACCGCAAGAGACCUUGGCCCGUGGACAUUUAUAAUUACAAAAGUAUUGGUUCAACAAGUUGCCUACUAGCGUCCUGGCUUGAUGAGGAUGGCAGAAGAACCUGCGACAAGAGAGCCGGAGAUGUCUGACGCUGGCUCGGACGAGGAGCUGGAGCUUCCCGCACCGAUGAUGGAGCAGGGGAGUCACGACGGGAGUAUCAGAAAGGGUUGUGAUCCCUGUUCUCAGACCCAACGCAGUAAGCUGCAGCACCGUAGAGCUCGUAUCAACCAGCAGAUAAACAAGGAGAUGAGGAUGAGGGCCGGGGCUGAAAACCUCUUCAGAGCCACCACUAACAACAAAGUGAAGGAGACUGUGGCUCUAGAGCUGAGCUUUGUCAACUCCAACCUGCAGCUACUGAAGGAAGAACUAGAGGAGCUCAACAGCAGUAUGGAGGUCUACCAGACAGAGAGUGAAGCCAUCAAUGUUCCCAUGAUCCCACUGGGUCUGAAGGAGACCAAGGAAGUGGACCUCACUGUUCCUCUCAAGGAAUAUAUCUGUGAGCACUACAGGGAGGACAGCUCUCUGUUUGAGAAAGAAAUCAAGGAGUUUAUGGAGCUCAGACAGGCCAUGCGUACCCCCAGUCGUAACGAGGCAGGUUUGGAGCUCCUGGUAGAGUAUUAUAACCAGCUGUACUAUCUGGACCAGAGGUUCUUCCCCCCACACAGAACACUAGGAGUCCACUUCCACUGGUAUGACUCUCUGACAGGUGUGCCGUCAUGCCAGCGUGCGUUGGCAUUUGAGAAGGGAAGUGUGCUGUUCAAUGUGGGAGCUCUCUACACACAGAUAGGAGCCAGACAGGACCGCUCUGCUGCAGCUGGCAUAGACAGGGCUAUAGACGCUUUCCAGAGAGCUGCAGGUGCAUUUAACUUCCUGAAGGAGAACUUUUCCAACGCUCCGAGUCUGGAUAUGAGCGGCCCGUCGCUAUGCAUGCUGGUCCGGCUGAUGAUCGCCCAAGUGCAGGAGUGUGUGUUCGAAAGGGUCACACUCACCACGCAGGACACACACUUCACCUCCCAGCUACAAGUGGCUCAAGAGGCUGCACGAGUAUCAGAUGUGUAUAGCUUGGUGCUCCAGACCAUGUCUCAGCCCUUAGUGAAGGACUAUGUCCCAUUCUCCUGGGCCUCCAUGGUUCAGGUGAAAGCAGAACACUUCAGAGCUCUCUCACACUACUAUGCUGCUGUCGCUCUCUGUGACCUCACACAGUCCAUUGAUGAAGAAGAGUGUGAUGAAGAGGGAGAGAAGGCUCUCUUCCAGCUCCAUGUCAGUAUUCCUGCUGGACCCCCACUCAGCCAGGUGCUCAGAGACCCCGAGGAGAGACGCAAACUGGGUAAGGCCCACCUGCGUCGUGCAUUGAUCAGACAUGAGGAAGCUAUGAGAGUACACGGUCUGUGUAAGAUCUUAAGGAAGAUGGAUAUUCUACAGGAGGUGCUCUCCUUCGUGCACAAACGCUCUUUGGACAAAUACUCUGAGAUGGACCGAGAGGACGACUUCGACGAGACAGCAGAGGCUCCCGAGAUACACUCUCAAACCCAGCAGAAGCCUGAUAUAAUUCCACCCAAUUUCUCCACUGUCCAAGUCACUGACAUCUUCCGAAGGCUGGGUCCCUUGUCAGUGUUCUGUGCCCGGGCGCGCUGGGGGCCGGUGCGUUUGGUGUGUCUCCAGCGAGGGGAGGGGGGUCUGGGGCUAACUCUCAGAGGAGACUCUCCUGUUCUGGUGGCUGGAGUAGUGCCGGGGGGGUGUGCUGAGGAGGCAGGUCUGAGAGAGGGGGACUACAUAGUGGCGGUGGAUGGAGAGAACCGUAAGUGGGCUAAACAUGGAGAGGUGGUCCACAGCCUGAAGAGCUGCAGUGACCGAGGAGUGGAGCUCAGCGUCAUCACACUGCACACACACGACACACAGGUGGAGAGGAGGUCAGUGAUGCUCUCCCCCAGAGGAGACAAAGAGAACACUUGCCAACGGCCCAUGGGUGGGGCUAAGGCCCAGAGCUCCGUCUCCUUACUCAACUGGAACAGGAAGAAAAACAGGGAAGGGGGAGGAGUCACCAAGAGACUGGGCAGCACCUUCAGUCUGCCAUUUGGAAACCUGGGAGACGGUGAAUCCAUGUACUGAGAUAGAUGGAGGGCAAGCUGAAAUGGUGCUCGAUUCCAUACAGUGCACUUCCAGCCAAAAGUUGUGCACUAGGGAGUAGGGUGCCAUUUCAGACUGUGCUAUAGACAGACAAACCACUCAGGGAAUGGCAAAGGGACAUGUUCCAAUACAAGGAUGAGUUGUAUAUGACUGGAUACUCCUAGAUAUUGUAAUGCAUUAUUGCAGCAAAUGCAAGGAACAUUCCGAAUAGGAGAAUUGUACGAAGAGAAGAAGAGGGGGAUGCUAUGUCCAGAUGCCCAGGGAAACUACAGUGGUUUUAGAAAGCACCCAACUGCAGGUAUAUGUCACUGAAGGGGUUAAGAGCAUCAUGUAAAUUGUCUUAAAAUAGACUAAUAGUUGUGGCCCAGUAUUAUUGUAGCUGACUUACUAUACAGCUAAAGGUCUUUAGAGAGUUGAAAGAAGAUUAACUGGACUUACUGUCAAACUACAGCCUCUGGUCUUAAGACAAUGUUAUCAUGUUGUUUUAAUGUUGAAAACAUUUUGUUUUACUUUACUGUUUACUGUAUCCCAGAGUCUUGCUUUUCCACUCCGGUCUUAAUGAGGUUUCUCUCAACAGUAAAAACAACAGUCACACCUACAUCCAUUUAGUACCUGAGCUUAGCUCUUACUUCCUCAAGCUAGAGCAUUGUGAAUCUUCUUUUUUGUUGUUGUAAGAUUUAAUUUUAUUUGAUGUUUAACAAAGGACACAAAUGACAUCACACAAACAUCAACUACAUCACACCUGCCCAGACUUAUUAGCACACACACCCAUCUCCAGUGCCUGCAUAAUUUUCCGCCACAUGGCCUCAAACUGCAUCAAUUUAUUUCUCUCCGUAGCCCACUCACUCUAAAUUUUUUACAAUAAAUCAUUAGAUUUUUCCAUUGUGUUAAUGAUGCCGGAUGAAUUGAUUUCCACAUUUUUAAUAUACGUUUUUGCAAAGUGAUUGAUGAGAAAAGAAUUGUCCAGCCCAUUGGGUAUCUCACAACACCCCUAUAUUCCAUGUCUUGAAAUAUGCAUACUUAUAGAUUAAGAUUAACAUCGUAAUACUUCUGACAGCCCACUUUCUAGCUCCGCCCACAAAAAAGACUGGAUUAUUGAGUCAUUGGAUGCGUUUGUAAAUUCACUCUGGAUAUCUACUCCGAUUUCAGAGCUCUCUGGACUGAGUGCGCCAGAGUGCAGAAUUACUGAUGAAUUUACGAACAUUUGAAUAUGAACGGUGUCAGUAAACAUUAGCAAAAAAAAAAAAAUAAUUUAAUUGUUGCCAGCAGCACAGUUACGGUCACCAACGCUCUAGACAACAUGAAAACACCCUAACCAGCUCUGCCAGGGUGAAUGAAAAUGGUCAGAAUGAGGUGUUCUCUCAUUUAUGUCUGGAAGUACAGUAGCUAGCAAGCUAGCCAACUUUAGCCAGUUAGCUUGAGUGCUUGACAGCCGUUGUGAGGUCAGAACAUUCGGAUGAACUUUACUCCUCAGCCAGAGCGUCCAGUGUGCGCUCUGAACGCUCCGAGAGCGAAACACUCUGAAUUUGCCAUUAACAAUGGACAAUCUGAUAUCCGUUCUGAAUAUUACGAACGCCCAGAGCGCACUCUGAGCUCACUCUCUGGCACUCCAGAGUGAAUUUAUGAGCACACCCAUUAUAGUUUUACACUUGGGACAUGACUGCUGUUGUGCUGUAGAAUUGGUGAAUUCUGUGUCUUGUACUGUAUCAUCAAUUCUAUAGAUAAGUUUAUACUGGGUUAAGCAUACAUUUUCGUUAACUGUAAUUUCAUGAGUUAUGCUCCAACUUUCCCUCCAUCUUGUGCCAACAUCAGUUCUUUUUAGGUCUUGGUUCCAAUAGUUUCUUCUUUUUUUUCUAAGAGAUUGUCAGUUUGAUAUGCUGCUGGCAAGGUAUUGUAUAUCGUCCCUAUCAUAUGAACAUCCUUAUCUGACUCAAAUCAAAUUCCUUCAAGGUUGCUCUGAUAUCCAAAAGAUGUGUAACUUUAAAAUUGUAUGUAUUCGAAACUAUAUUGGUCAGUCCAAAAUUGCUUCAAUACUGUCAUGGAAAUAAAUGUAUUCCCUGUUGCCAAGUCAUUUACAGUUUCUAUGAAUUUAGUUUUCCAAUUUAUCUGUGAAUUCUGAAAAGCUAUCCAAGGAUUGUUCCAUAAGGUUGUGUUUUUAUGGAGUGAUAUUGGUUCUUGUAGAAUGUUUCAGUUUAUUCCAUAUUGUUGUAGUGUUCUUAGCUAUGAAGUUGUUAAUGUUCUUAGCUUAAUGCUUUGAAAAUAGACACGUGGGCAGCAUCUUGAAGCACACAGAGUUUACAGCGGUAGCCAUGUUACUGCAUUCUGUGCUCCUACCAGUGUAUUUGAUGUGAACGUUUUUCUUUGUCUCUCUUUUGUCAUCUUGAUUGUUGGGUACAAAUGACUACCCACAAGGCACUACAAUAGUUAUGUCACAGGAGGUUGCUGGUACCUUAAUUGGGAAGGACAGGCUCGUGGUAAUGGCUGGAGCGGAAUUAGUGGAAUGGUAUCAAACAUAUAGUUUCCAUGUUCCAGACAUUAAUAUGAUCCGUCCUCCCCUCAGCAGCCUCCUGUGUUAUGUGUAAUUUUUAGUUUUUCUUCUGGUGUUUUGUAGUUUUUAAUUUUGUACGACAUUCUUAUGCACCGGGACUUCAUAGGAGGAGGAAAAACUAAUGCUCUACGUAUGUCAUGACACUGAAAUGGUUAACGUGGUAAUAUGCACAUUAGGGGAUUGACUAAAGACUUUUAUAUGUCUGGUACUUAGUAAGAGUUGAAUAGGAGAAUGGACAGUCUACCAUGUAGAAACCAGCUAUCAAUGUAACCAUAGAAGCAUAGAGGAGAGCUGACACAAUUGUUAGACACUUUUUUAUUUGUAUUUUUUAUGUUCACAUUUUCAAUAUUUGGAUGCAAAUACUAUUUUAAAUUGUAAUCCAUGUCUUUUUUGUUCAAAAUAAUGAUUGAGAUGUGUAUUUCAGAUUGUGAAUUAAGUCUGCCAUUGUGAUCUGUGGUUUCUUGUUUGAGUGAGUGUAAUUGUGUAAAGGGAUUUGUAUUUCUUUUGUUUAUUAUGUGAAAGACUGAUAAUCAUGGCUGGCUGCUCAUAUGAUCAACCAUCAAUUCCUCUUUUGAGGUGUGCUUGUGCGCAUGCACGUGAAUCCUUUUCGUGUGUGUGUUAUUUGUAGAGUAUUUGCACAUAAUUUUGUUGAUGAAUUAAAGGAGUGGAUCAAUG